Molecule: messenger RNA, 356 nt
Organism: Capsicum annuum
Lineage: Eukaryota; Viridiplantae; Streptophyta; Magnoliopsida; Solanales; Solanaceae
Exons: 2
Source: RefSeq, a predicted model, not a curated record
GACACUUACAUUCAUGGAAAAACAAGGAGAAAUAGAGAAAGGGAAAACAAACAAUUUUGAGGUGUCAUUUUCUGCUCAUCUCAAGGACGUUGUCAACGUUCUGGAUUUCAUGGAGAGGUUAAAGAAUGAAGAAGGUCAAAAUGCUGUCGACAUGGCCAAUCAAAUUGAAGAGCUGAAAUUUCAGCUGGCAGUUAGUUGUACAUAUGUCCAGCUUUCGCAUUGUGAUUUGGAAGAGUUUAAAGAUGAAAUGAGUGAUUCAAGACAAAGGGUUGAGAAUCUGCUUCGACAAAUUUUGGUCGGAUGUCAAUACAACAUGGAUCAUGUUCUUCCUAGACUCAGGGAUAAUAUCGAUGAUU